This is a messenger RNA of Aspergillus chevalieri, 921 nucleotides long. RefSeq names its product class I SAM-dependent methyltransferase. Lineage: Eukaryota; Fungi; Ascomycota; Eurotiomycetes; Eurotiales; Aspergillaceae. Gene Ontology annotation, molecular function: S-adenosylmethionine-dependent methyltransferase activity. The record is from RefSeq and is a predicted model, not a curated record. The transcript has a single exon. The coding region runs from base 1 to 921 and encodes 306 amino acids.
AUGUCAGUUGAAUCCUACUACACCUCCCUCGAAACCCGCCUCGGCAACGCCCUCCUCUUCGGCGGCCGCUCACACCUCCCAUACUACCCCUCCCUCUCUCCAAACGCAGGAUUAUGGGAAUAUAUCAAGUCGCUGAGCCCCUUCCCAAUUUAUCCGGCCCUACUUGCGAUGGAGAAUCAUCUUCUCGCCUCUUUGAAGAUACAAGGACAAGGGAGGGAAGUGCUAGAUGCAGGCUGCGGAACGGGGGAUAUGGCAAUCUACUUCUCCAAACGGGGAUUGAAAGUCCACGCUAUCGAUUUACUACCUGACAAGAUUACUAUCUCGAGGAAAAAUGCGGAGACGGAGUUAGGGCGCGUUUACAAAACCGGCAACCACAGCGUAGUGAAAUCUCUAGAAAGCCUGUCCAUCCAAGAAGGCGACUACCACGAUCUCAGUUCCAUAUUCCCGGAAAACAAAUUCGACGCGGUGUAUACGAUCGAAACUCUCGCGCACGCCACUGACCUACCAGCAGUCCUUGGAGAGUUUUACCGCGUGCUGAAACCGGGUGGUCGCAUCGCACUGUAUGAAUACGAUCAUUGGAUGCCCUCCGCCUCUGCAGAGGAUGAAAUGAGCAAAGUGCAUCAGUAUGGAGGGAUUGAUCCUACUGCCACCCGUACCUCCGCCACAAAUACAGGGGGUAGGGAGAAAGAUGGACGGGGGUUAGCAGCGAUUGUCCGCGAUACGGGCUUUACAGAUGUGCAUGAGGAAGAUCUAUCCGCGAACGUGCGUCCGUUACUCCGGUUUCUCGUGGUUUGUCUGUUUGUGCCGUAUAUGAUUGUGCGGAUGUUAGGGCUUGAGGCUAGGUUUAUUAAUACCGUUGCUGUGGUGAUGAAUUAUAGACGGGGGUGGAAGUACGUUGUGGUUACGGGGCGGAAGGCUUAG